ACCGUCCGUGCGAUCGUUGCGUUUGUUUUCUUGACGACGUGCAGUUCAUUGCAUGCAAUGGGUAGAAGAAACCCUGGCGGCCCGAUGUGGUGUAACAAAACGAGCGCACUGGCAGCACGGGCCAAUCGGAGAGCGGGACGCUGCGAGUCGCGUAUUUUGAACUGUGUACAAACGGACUGGGCGCAGGAGAGAGGCGGCCGUCUGAGGCUUGACUUUUCCACAGGUGUUUUAAACGGUUUUUACCUGUAAUUGUAACGGGCUCUGGAAUUUAACGAUGAGGAAAAGCGAGGUACUCGCAGCGGAGGCUGUGUCGUGCCUGAAUAAAGCGCUGUGCCACCUGAAGGACAUUUGGGAGGAGAUCGGCAUCCCGGAGGACCAGAGACUACAGAGAACUAAUGUAGUCAAAAGUCACAUAAAGAAUUUAUUAGACAUGAUGAUUCAAGAAGAGGAAUCUCUGAAAAAGAGGCUCAUCCUUAGCCUUCAGACAUGCAAAACAGAAAUGGAGAAACUCUGCUUGGAGCUUCAGCUGCCCGUGUUCGAGGAAGAGGCUGGCAUCAGCAUGCUCCAGCAAGAGAAGAACAUCCGCACACAGGUGGAGGCCCUGAUAAAGGAGAAGGCUCGGCGGAUGCAGCAGCUGAAGGCUCUGCUGGAGCAGGACCAGGACCUGUGCGACGUCCUGUGCUCCGUGCCGUACGGCAUCGCUCCCGACUCCGUCCCCUCACUGGAAACACUGGACAACUUCCACCAGCACAUCGCCAACCAGAACGAAGAGAGGGUGAAGCGACACGCUGAGUUCACGGAGCUCAAAAAGCAGAUCAUUUUAUACAUGGAGGAGCUGGACCGUGUCCCCGAAACCAGCUUUGAGAAGGACGUGGUCUGUGAGGAUGAGGACUCUUUUUGCCUCUCUAGAGACAACAUUACAUCACUCAAACUGCUUCUUUGCCAGCUUGAGGAACACAAGGCAGAGAACGAGGCCAUGUGUGAGAGUCACAGAGAGAAGAUCCAGCAGCUGUGGGACAGACUGCAGGUUCCACAGGAGGAAAGGGAGGCUUUCAGCCAAUACAUGGUCACGUCCAAGAAGAGGAAUUUAGACGCGUUACAAACAGAAGUCCAGCGUCUCGAGGAGCUCAAACUGCAGAACAUCCGCAAUGUCAUAGAUGCCAUCCGCUCUGAGAUCGCUGUCUUCUGGGAGAAGUGCUUCCUCAGCACAGACCAGCGGCAGGCUUUCACACCAUAUUUUAGUGAGGACUUUACUGAAGAUCUGUUAAGUCUGCAUGAUGCUGAGAUCCAGCGCUUGAAGCAGCAUUAUGAGGAUCACAAAGAGCUUUUUGAAGGGGUUCAGCAGUGGGAGCAAAGCUGGAGACUCUUCCUGGAGCUGGAGAAAAAAGCAACAGAUCCAUCGAGGUUCACUAACAGAGGAGGAAAUCUUCUCAAAGAGGAGAAACAGAGAUCUGACCUGCUUAAAAGCCUGCCAAAGAUUGAAAAGAGAUUAAAAGCCCAGAUCGACACGUGGGAACAGGAGCAGGGUCGAGACUUUCAAGUAAACGGCCAGAAGUUUCUGCAGUACGUGGAGGAGCAGUGGGAGCUGCACCGAAUAGAGAAGGAGAAGGAGAAGCUGGAGAGGCACAUUAAGAAAAGCAAACAAACGGAGGAGGACAUGUUGUACGGAACCGCAGUACGAACACCAACCAAGCGCAGGUUCCUGGGCACCGCCACCCCAAAUAAAUCACGAAAGAUGGGUAAUGCGACCUCCAGCAUCUCUAGUGGCACCUCUAACAGCACAAUGCGCUCUGUCUAUGGUGGGACUGUCUGCCGCUCGCCGGCGCCGCGCCCUCCCCUCUCAGCAAACAAGACCCUGGCAGUGCGGACACCGGGGGGCUGUAAACCCCCCCACCCAAGACUGCAGGGAUGCAACAAAGAGAAUGAGGCCCAGCUGAAGGGCAGCAGCCCUCUGAGGGGUGCGUUGCUGACUCCUGCUAGUCCACAGCGUAACUUCAGCAUAGCCUCUGUUGCCAGCACAUAUUCAGAGUUUGUGAGGGACUUGGUCAGCACUGAAUCUGUUCAAUCAAGCGAGACCUGUCCAAGGCCUCUGACGCCAAGAUCCAGCACGGCAUCCUGAACUCCACCACCACCAACCUUUGACCUCUCCGCUCUGAUUGGUUAAAGUUGAGGUCUCGUUCAACAAGUGUCACUACCUUUCACAGCGAUCUGCUUGUCCACGUAAAUGAAGGCAUUAAUAUAUUAUGUGUUAAAUGUUUGAGAGCAAAGGCCUGAGGAAGCUUUUUGAUGUUUGCCUGUCACUGAGAACAGUCAAACCAACACUACUUUGGCUGUAUAAUUUUACAGUUAUUCUAAUAGUAUUGUCCAUAUCUUAUACUGCACAUUGUUGUUUUUUAGAGAAACAGUUGAAUAAGAAGUUUAGCUUUAUAAAGUUAUGCAAUCUGGGGCUGCAGGCCAUAUAUGUAUGAUGACUGUAUUGCACUUUGUUUAGAAAAUAUAUUGCUGCGAUUAGUGUAAUUUCACACAGACUCACACUGUUCCCUCGGUCUUUUUUUUUUUUU
This is a messenger RNA of Haplochromis burtoni (Burton's mouthbrooder), 2561 nucleotides long. It is a transcript of the gene prc1b, whose product is annotated as protein regulator of cytokinesis 1b. Gene Ontology annotation, molecular function: microtubule binding. Lineage: Eukaryota; Metazoa; Chordata; Actinopteri; Cichliformes; Cichlidae. The coding region runs from base 275 to 2119 and encodes 614 amino acids. The transcript is spliced from 15 exons. The record is from RefSeq and is a predicted model, not a curated record. Gene Ontology annotation, biological process: microtubule cytoskeleton organization; mitotic spindle midzone assembly. Gene Ontology annotation, cellular component: spindle; mitotic spindle midzone; cytoplasm.